AUGUCGAACAGCAGUUCCGAGUUCGACUACACGGUGAUCCUGUGCACCGCGGUGGUGUUCGGUUUGCCCCUGGCGCUGCUCGUCCCCGGCUUCUCGAUAUGGGACGUGGUACCCAAGGUUCGGGUGCAACGCUUUCACUUGCUGAGCCAACAUCUGACUUGGUCCGUUCUCAAUGGCGCUGUGAUUAUCACUGUAGUUGUCCUGUUCUGUCUGUAUUUGGAGUUUCGUAAACGAAUAUUAGACACCAUGACUGAAGAAGUGUUCGCAGUGCGUCAAGCAACCAUCCGGACGAUGGAAGCGGAGAACGAUCGGCAGGCGGCCACCAUAAGGGCCUGCGCUGAGCUGCUCGACGCCUCUAGUGAUCACUACGAAAAUCUCGUACUCCUCUAUGACGAGCUGAGGCAGAGAGACAGGAGACGGGAUCACCCACCCAUCAUAGAACUCGAAUCCAGUGAAAUUAAUUUUUAA
Papilio machaon (common yellow swallowtail) is the source of this 468-nucleotide messenger RNA. RefSeq lists its product as uncharacterized. The record is from RefSeq and is a predicted model, not a curated record. The coding region runs from base 1 to 468 and encodes 155 amino acids. The transcript is spliced from 2 exons. Lineage: Eukaryota; Metazoa; Arthropoda; Insecta; Lepidoptera; Papilionidae.